AUGUUUCUUGUCUCAGUUCUUGCAGCUGAAGUCGAUAAAGUAGAAACAAAAAGUAACAUCCUUUAUUCUGUUAUUGAGCCAGUUACUUGUGGGAUCUGUAAGGCUACUCUUGGAGGUAUGGCAUAUGCUCUGCUGAGUGAGAACUCGAUAAGAUUCUUUGAGAAUUUAAUAUAUUACGGUUGCACCUUGCUCUUCUCAAAGGAUCAGUGUACUAAGGUCUCAGCUGCUUAUGUUGGCUUACUCAUGAGAAGAUUCAGAGUAAAGACAUUUGAACCAAAUUACUUCUGUCAAGUUCAAGUUCCAGCCUGUGAUAACAAGAGAAAUAAAUAUACCGUUCUGGAAAAACAGGAUUAUGAGAAGAGAAUCUUAGCUGAUAAACCUGACUUCAUUAAGGACAAUAACUUUAUCAAUAAUUUAUACAAGGAGAUUAAUGAAGAUAUUGAAGCUGGAAAUGACAGAGAGACUAUUCUGAUGUAUCACUUCUCAGACCUUCAUUGGAAUAUUAAUUAUACAGAAGGCUCCAAUAAUAAUUGUGGAGAAAUUGUUUGCUGCACUCCAAACUCUAAGCCUCCAACUAAGGAAAGUGAAAAGGCAGGAAAAUGGGGUGACUAUAAUUGUGAUGCGAAUCCUAAAGUAGUUGGGCAGCUUAAGUAUUCAUUCAAUCAAACAGGAAAGCCAGACUUUAUUGUAUGGACAGGAGAUAAUCCAGACCAUGGUAUUUACAAAGACCCGAAGAUUAGUACUGAAGCGACUGUAAUCAUCACAGAUAUGAUUAAUGCUCAUUCCAAGAAUACUACUAUUUUCCCUAUCCACGGCAAUCAUGAAUUUGAUCCAAUGAAUAUUCAGGAUUUCAGUCUUGAAGUUGACCCAGUGAUCCAAAUUGUGGCUAAUGCUUGGAAGCAUUGGAUGACUGAAGAGGCUAAUGCAGAGUACUUAAAACAAUCUUUCUAUUCGAUGAUGGCAUAUGACCAUCCAUCCACUACUGAUGAAUUUAAAAGGAAAAUGGGAAAGACCAGAAUUAUUGGAUAUAACUCUAAUGAUUGUUAUGUAUUUAACUUUAUGCUUGCUGGAGAAUUUAAUGAUCCUGGACAGCAAUUUGAGUGGCUUGAGAAUCUCCUCAGUCAAAUGGAGAAGGAUGGAGAAGUUGGAAUUUUCAUAGGGCAUAUGUCUCCAGGCACUAGCGAUUGCAUUUCUGAAGUUUCUUCUAGACUGAGAGUUCUUUUUGAUAGAUAUCAACACAUCCUUAGACUUAACCUGUUUGGACACACCCAUAAUGAAGAAUUCGAAGUAAUUAGGUCUGUUGAAGACCGCAAGCCUAUUGGUGUUAACCAUUUGGCUUCUUCAAUGACCACAUUCACAAACACUAACCCCUCUUUCAGAGUUAUAACUCUUGAUGCUGAGACAAAGCUCCCAUUAAAAAUAGAAACCCACAUGCUGGAUAUUGUCGAGGCUAAUAAAGAUGACGCAAAUGCAAUUUUUAGCCAUCAUCAUGAGCUCACAGAAGAUUUUAAUAUGGAAGAUCUAAGUCCAGCAUCCUUCUUAAAGGUGACUGAAGGAUUCAUGAACGAUGAAGAAUCUGCUAGGAAGUAUAUUCAAAACUUCUAUUCUUCAGCUCCUGGAUAUAAUCCUCCUCCUUCAUGUAAUGCUAAAUGCAGAAGACAACGCUCUUGCCAGACAUCCAACUCUGUAUACUCUGAUACAAGAAAAUGCAUGAAAUGGGUUGACUACACUGACGUCUGGCUAAUUGCUAGUCAUCUCUUUGACUUCAUGAAUGGAAGAUGGGUUACCCAAAAUUAA
This is a messenger RNA of Moneuplotes crassus, 1797 nucleotides long. Lineage: Eukaryota; Ciliophora; Spirotrichea; Euplotida; Euplotidae. The record is from the annotation of a GenBank genome assembly.